AUGAAGGGUGCCAAAGAAACUCUCACUACUCUCUCAGGGAGGUGUUCCUACCACCGAGGGAAGCAUAAAAAGGCAGGCACCCCCCGACAGCCUAAAAGAAGUAGUAGGACUACGAAUUUGAAAGCCAACAAAUCUGAAAUUACAAAGCAAGCGGUCUGGCAGCUUGGAUUAAUUAGGAAAAGAUCUGUCACUCCAGCUAACCAGAAAAAUCAGGAUAGAAGUAAAUCAAAGCAACUGUUCGACUAUUUAAUUGUUAUUGACUUUGAAUCAACAUGUUGGAAUGAUGGGAAGAGCCACUACAGCCAGGAAAUAAUCGAAUUUCCAGCUGUCUUGUUAAACACAUCAACUGGAGAGAUUGAGUCUGAAUUCCAAUCCUAUGUUCAACCUCAGGAGCAUCCAAUUCUUUCCGAAUUUUGCAUUGAACUGACAGGCAUAAAACAGGCUCAAGUUGAUGAAGGCGUUCCACUGAAGAUUUGCUUAUCUCAGUUCUGGAAGUGGAUUCAGAUGAUUCAACUGAAGAAGAAAAUUAUUUUUGCUCCAGGGAUUUCAAACCCUGCAACAUCAGAAGUCAAAUCAUGUUCAUUUGUUACUUGGUCAGACUGGGAUCUGGGAGUUUGUUUGGAAUACGAGUGUAAAAGGAAGCAACUACGCAAACCUGAGAUCUUGAAUUCCUGGAUUGAUCUCAGGGCAACUUACAAGCUUUUCUACAUGAGGAAGCCAAAGGGGCUAAGUGGGGCUUUGCAAGACCUAGGAUUAAAGUUCUCAGGACAAGAGCAUUCUGGACUGGACGAUUCCAGGAAUACUGCCCAUCUGGCUUGGAGAAUGAUCAGGGAUGGUUGCAUAAUGAAAAUCACUAAGUCUCUGAACCCGGUACACCCAAAGAAGAAUUCCAGUUGCUUUGCUAAAGCUUUAACUGUGAACCAGGACAAAGAUACUGCUAGAUUCAAGAAUGGAGUGCACACUCCCAGCCUGGAUGGGGGUUGGGUCAGCAACUCUUUGGAUGACAAAGAACCUACAUUUGGUAAAAAUAAUAUAAGGUCUAAUGGAAGAGUUCAGAAAGGGAUCACCUCUUCUCCAAAGUCCCUUCGAGAUCCGCCAUUCUCCAGCAUAAAGAUGGGGAAAUACGAUGAAGUUCCAAGUCCUUUAUCGUUUCACAUUAAUGGACUCUCUGCUCCUUCCGGAAAGUUGCAGCCUGCUAACUCAAGUUCCCCGAUGAUCUUUCAAAAUCGAAUUAAAAAUGGACAUCUCACAUCUACUCCCAAGUAUAAUUCUUCUGCCCUCGGUUCAGAGUUAGUGUUGGUGCCUACCACCGUUUCAACCAUUGGCAACAUCUCUGAUAUGGAUAUAAGUCUUAGUCCUGAUACUUUGUCCGUGUUGGCUAACUGGGAAGAUAUAGCUUUAAUGCCAGACUCACAAGUCAUUAAAAGUUCAGACUCUGGGCAAACCCCAGAUGACUCAAAUCAGGGGACUUCAUCAAGCCUUGAGAAGACCUCAGUGGUUUUAAAGGAGUCUGCAGUGGCGAAUUAUAAGAACUUUGACAAUUUAGGAAUGACAGUAAAUUGUGAGACCCCUCAAUCUGUUGCCUACAAAAGCCCUCAUACAACUAUUUAUAAUGUAAAAAAAGCCAAGAACCAGACAUUAAAUGGCAUAACUUUUAAGGUACCUAAAACAAAGGCAAAUGAUUUGAGCCUUUUACCAAAUCUAUCCAAAUCAGAGAAUCAAUCUCAUGUCUGUGAACUUUCUAAAAGGAAACCUUCCAGUCCCCAAACAUUCCCACCAGCUAAAAAGCAGUCCUUCACUCUUCACGAUGAGAGAGUUUCAUCAACUGAUCGGCCCCGCACACUGAGAAGUUGUAGCAAUUGUAAAGUGUCCCCUUCUGUCCUGUCUUCCAUCACGAAUCUCCAGGAGCCUCGGAAGACCACGAGUGACAGAAUGACACCUCCCCUAUGUAAUUGUGGCCGGAGGGCUAAGAGACUCAUUGUUUCUAAUAACGGCCCAAAUCAUGGAAAAGCCUUCUACAGUUGUCCUGUGGGGAAAUCCAAAGGAAAUGGAAAGAGCUGCAGUUACUUCAAGUGGGAAAAUACACUCCAAAAGGACAGAGCCAAUAGCUCUAUCUUGUCUCUUUCCACCAACAGGUUCAGUGUUAGUUCUCCUGGAACAAACCUCAAUUCUUCAGGAAGUUUACAUUUUUCUCCUAAAAAAAGCUUAGGGCUCCGGCCUUCCAUGAGGACGUGAGUUGCAUGUCUUUCCUGUCCAACCUUGCUCUUCAUUAAACUUCAUAAAAGUGAGAGGCACCUAGCAGACGGCUUCAUGAGGCAAUUCACCCCCAGUGUGGUCAGAGGGAUGUCCUCUGAGUUGCUUUCAUCUGGAAAGUGGAAACUGGUUAGCUCUAAAAUGAUGGAGAAAAAUUCUGGAAGCUACAGUUGGAAACAAGGAAUUGCCGGUAAAGACUUCUAGUUUCAACUCCAACUCUGGGCCAAUUUAGUCCGUGAUUGAACUUACCAAUUCUCUACCUUAAAAUUUGAAGCGGGUGAAAGGCGUCUGCCGGGUAAAAGGCGUCUACCGUUCACAAGCAAGAGCCAGUCUGGACCAGGCCAGGUUCACACACUCUGUUCAACUUCCAAAACCUUCCUUUCAAGAUCGUAUCGGGCUCGGGGUGCUAAGAUUCAGUGGGUAGCUGAGCUACGAAUGGCCACGGAUCAACUUCCACAUACGCUUGGCUGUUCCAGUAGGUAACUAGGUAACUGGAGCAGCCCACCAGAACAAACCCGAGCCCACAAAUGAAUGAAUCUAGCCCCACUUGGCUCCAGGCUAGACCCAGACAUUAAGAUGGAACAGUGAAAAUUUAGCCCAUGCAGGUCCCAGGAUCCUGGGUACUGCCUUUUUGAUUGUAUUGGGUGUGCAUGGUGAUUUUUAAAAUUUGCUGCCUGGGCACAACUUUCUGGAGGCACCCCUGAAAUCUUCCAGUUAGGAAGUGUUGCAACCCCCUGGUUGGGAAGCAUGGUUUUAAGGCACUCUGAAGAUCCUGAAUGUGGAGAUAAUGAUGUGAUCACUAUUUCACAUAUUAGACAUAUUGAUUUUUUCUUUAACCAAUUCAUAAAGAGUCAGAUUACCAAGAUAUUUGUGUCAUGAAGCUAUCAUGAAAUGUUCAUACGAUCUGUGUUUAUGACCAUAGAUAUUUUACAGUAACACCAUAUAGUACGUAUGUUUUCAUUCUCAAAAUUAGAAUCUGAAUCAAUGAAAUUUUAAAGCACAUUUUUUAUUAAUAAAAUAAAUUUAUAACUGAUGACAAUGCUUAUUUUUAUUUUUUAAAAGUGGUAACCCACUGACUGACGUAUUUCUUUAAUGUAUAGUAAAUUAAGAGUUACGGGAGCAAUUUAAAGGUUUUC
Molecule: messenger RNA, 3389 nt
Organism: Tachyglossus aculeatus (Australian echidna)
Lineage: Eukaryota; Metazoa; Chordata; Mammalia; Monotremata; Tachyglossidae
Gene: ERI2
Product: ERI1 exoribonuclease family member 2
Exons: 10
Coding region: 1-2235 (744 amino acids)
Biological process (GO): exonucleolytic trimming to generate mature 3'-end of 5.8S rRNA from tricistronic rRNA transcript (SSU-rRNA, 5.8S rRNA, LSU-rRNA)
Molecular function (GO): zinc ion binding; 3'-5'-RNA exonuclease activity; nucleic acid binding
Source: RefSeq, a predicted model, not a curated record